Cloeon dipterum is the source of this 1347-nucleotide messenger RNA. RefSeq names its product ras-like protein 2 (gene Ras64B). Bases 277 to 861 code for a protein of 194 amino acids. Gene Ontology annotation, molecular function: GTPase activity; GDP binding; GTP binding. Gene Ontology annotation, cellular component: plasma membrane. The record is from RefSeq and is a predicted model, not a curated record. Gene Ontology annotation, biological process: Ras protein signal transduction. The transcript is spliced from 4 exons. NCBI's taxonomy places the organism in Eukaryota, Metazoa, Arthropoda, Insecta, Ephemeroptera, Baetidae.
CGAAGAUAGAGACACUGAGACCGAGAGUUCAGUAAAGAUCGGCUGUUUUUGUCUGCCAAACGCGAAAUUCCCGAGUUUGCGAGAGAAGAAGACCAGGGAUGAUCGGCGGCAGGUGAAGCAGUUCUUCAGGUUGUUCGAACGAGCGUGGAACGUGCGAUUCGGCCUGGACUGAAUUCUGAUUUCGAGUGCGGACAGCGUGCGGCCAGGUGCUGCGUCGGGCUUGUUUAUGUGUCCCACCUGACUGUCGACUUUGUGGUGUUUGCAAGGACUGCCAGCAUGUCCAACAGACAGGCCCAGACGUACAAAGUGGUGGUGGUCGGCGGCGGCGGCGUCGGCAAAUCGGCCAUCACCAUCCAGUUCAUACAGAGUUAUUUCGUGACUGACUACGACCCCACCAUUGAAGACUCGUACGUGAAGCAGUGCGUGAUAGACGACGUGCCCGCCAAACUAGACAUUCUGGAUACGGCCGGCCAGGAGGAGUUCUCGGCCAUGCGCGAGCAGUACAUGCGGUCCGGCGAGGGCUUCCUGCUCGUGUUCGCCGUCAACGACCGCAACAGCUUCGACGAAAUCUACAAGUUCCACCGGCAGAUCCUCAGGGUCAAAGACAGGGACGAGUUCCCCAUGCUGCUGGUCGGUAACAAGGCCGACCUGGACCGACAGAGAGUCAUUUCGCAGAGUGACGCGGCAGCGCUGUCCCGCCAGCUGAAGAUCCCAUACAUCGAGUGCAGCGCCAAGCUGCGGAUGAACGUGGACCAGUCGUUCUACGAGCUGGUGCGUCUCGUGCGCAAAUUCCAAGAGUCGGAGCGACCGCCGGUGAAGCAGACGUCGCGGCAGCGCAAGGGCCGCUGCGUCAUCGUGUAGACCGACGAGCCAGUCGGCCGUCCGUCCGUCAAAGUGCCUCUAACACAGACUAACUGAACAGUCGCCCCUCAAGUGCUACACGCUCCCCCAAAUUCUGAUCGGAAAUUGAAAGAAAAAGUGCCUCUCUCGAUUUGUGAUAGAACGUCUGCAGCAGGUGCAAUAAUAAUUAUAUUUUGUAUUCCUUUCCGCUUAUCGUGUCAAAUAUAUUAUAUUAUCAAUUUUGACGUAAACAAACUGCACUAAUCGAAACGACUCAGAGUUUCCUACUGAAAUGCCUUGAAACUGCCUUUUUUUUUGAUAAUGGACUCAGCUGCUCAUCGGCAGUGCUAACCGACUUCCGUUUUGCUGCAUUGCAAAGGUGUCCUUGCGUUUGAUUCAUUUGCAGCGCAGAUUUUUAGUCAAAUUAACUAUCAAAAGUUUUUUGUUAAGUCUAAAUUGAAAGAAAAUCUAAUAAAAACUAAAAGAUGCUCUAAAAUAAAAUAAAAA